Trifolium pratense (red clover) is the source of this 610-nucleotide messenger RNA. Its product is annotated as LOB domain-containing protein 33-like. The coding region runs from base 14 to 610 and encodes 198 amino acids. The transcript is spliced from 2 exons. Gene Ontology annotation, biological process: positive regulation of DNA-templated transcription; hormone-mediated signaling pathway. The record is from RefSeq and is a predicted model, not a curated record. Lineage: Eukaryota; Viridiplantae; Streptophyta; Magnoliopsida; Fabales; Fabaceae. Gene Ontology annotation, cellular component: nucleus.
AAAAAUUUGGAAAAUGACAGGGUUUGGCUCAUCAUGUGGAGCAUGCAAAUUCUUAAGGAGAAAGUGUGCUAGUGACUGUGUAUUUGCUCCUUACUUUUCUUAUGACCAAGCUUCAAGCCAUUUUGCAGCUGUGCAUAAGGUUUAUGGUGCUAGUAAUGUGUCGAGACUAUUGUCACAUCUUCCUAUUCAAAAUAGAAGUGAUGCUGCCAUCACUAUAUCUUAUGAAGCAUUGGCUCGCAUGCAAGAUCCUAUAUAUGGCUGUGUUGCGCAUAUCUAUGCAUUGCAACACCAGGUUGCAAGCUUGCAAGAGGAGAUAGGUAUUCUUGGAAGUGUAAUGGCAAAUUAUAAUCCAAGUGUUAGUGUUGGGAAUUGUGGAAAUCAUGUCCAAGCACCAAUGGACUCAAACUUAAACAAUGGAACACAAUAUUACCAUAAUCAAAGUUUUGAAUCAUACAUGGAUAUGGAGCUAUUUCCAAAUGCACCUGGAUUGGAAGAGCCUUUAUAUGGUGAUUUCAACUCAAAUCCAUUAGAGAAAUUCCUAUCAGGAAUUGAUCAAGAAGGGUUCCUGAACCACCCUUGGUUCAAGCAUAAUGCAAACAUGAAGAACUAG